Molossus molossus (Pallas's mastiff bat) is the source of this 6346-nucleotide messenger RNA. RefSeq names its product QKI, KH domain containing RNA binding (gene QKI). The transcript is spliced from 7 exons. Gene Ontology annotation, biological process: regulation of mRNA splicing, via spliceosome. The record is from RefSeq and is a predicted model, not a curated record. Gene Ontology annotation, molecular function: mRNA binding. Lineage: Eukaryota; Metazoa; Chordata; Mammalia; Chiroptera; Molossidae. The coding region runs from base 387 to 1346 and encodes 319 amino acids. Gene Ontology annotation, cellular component: nucleus.
AGCGCGGCGGCGGCGGCGGCAGCGGCACAGGCGGCCGCGGCGGGGACCAGCCCAGAGAGACCCCGAGCCCGCGGCGCAGGCGGCGGCGGCGGAGCGGGCGCGACCAGCCGAGCGAGCGGCGGCGGCGGCGGCCCGGCUCUCCCUCGUCCGGCGCCGAGCGGCCCGCGGAGACCCGCCUCCCCGCCGGCCUCGGGAGGGACGCGCACCGGCGGCGAGCCCGCGGCGGAAAGUGCCUGCGGGGGCGGGGAGGGCGCGCGGUCCGGCCGCCCGGCGCGGGAGCGGAGCGGAGCGGGACGCCGAGUCCCGAGCGGCCGGCGGCCGGGGCUCCCCGCCCCUCCCUGCUCUCCGGCGGCGGCGCGGGCGGAGCGAGCGGCGGAGCCUGGAAUAUGGUCGGGGAAAUGGAAACGAAGGAGAAGCCGAAGCCCACCCCAGAUUACCUGAUGCAGCUCAUGAACGACAAGAAGCUCAUGAGCAGCCUGCCCAACUUCUGCGGGAUCUUCAACCACCUCGAGCGGCUGCUGGACGAAGAGAUCAGCAGAGUGCGGAAGGACAUGUACAACGACACGCUGAACGGCAGUGCGGAGAAGAGGAGCGCGGAGCUGCCCGACGCCGUGGGGCCGGUCGUCCAGCUACAGGAGAAGCUCUACGUGCCUGUGAAAGAGUACCCAGAUUUUAAUUUUGUUGGGAGAAUCCUUGGACCUAGAGGACUUACAGCUAAGCAGCUUGAAGCAGAAACGGGAUGUAAAAUUAUGGUCCGGGGCAAAGGCUCAAUGAGGGAUAAAAAGAAGGAGGAGCAAAAUAGAGGCAAGCCUAAUUGGGAGCAUCUCAACGAAGAUUUACAUGUACUGAUUACUGUGGAAGAUGCUCAAAACAGAGCAGAGAUCAAACUGAAGAGAGCUGUUGAGGAAGUGAAGAAAUUACUGGUACCUGCAGCAGAGGGAGAAGACAGCCUGAAGAAGAUGCAGCUGAUGGAGCUUGCGAUUCUGAAUGGCACCUACAGAGAUGCCAACAUCAAAUCACCAGCCCUUACCUUUUCUCUUGCAGCGACAGCCCAGGCUGCGCCAAGGAUCAUCACUGGGCCUGCGCCUGUCCUCCCGCCAGCUGCCCUGCGCACCCCGACGCCCGCUGGCCCCGCCAUAAUGCCUUUGAUCAGACAGAUACAGACCGCGGUCAUGCCAAACGGAACCCCUCACCCCACUGCUGCAAUAGUUCCUCCCGGGCCCGAAGCUGGUCUCAUCUACACACCCUACGAAUACCCCUACACAUUGGCACCAGCUACGUCGAUCCUUGAGUAUCCUAUUGAACCGAGCGGUGUAUUAGGUAUGGCUUUCCCAACGAAAGGCUAAGAAUUCAAGAACGGUCUUAACUGAACCCUCAUCAGAUCUGAAUUUAACAAAUGCUUAGUCUCAGCAGCCUCUGGGGGUGGGUGGGAGGGAAGCUUAGCCUAGCAGUCAGUGACUUACUUGCACUUUUUGCACACUGAUAGAAAGUAAAAGUAUGUUAUUAAUUUGGUUUAGUCUAUAAUCUUACAAAGUAACGGUAAUUUAUAAAGGAGUGUAUAGUAGUAUACUGACUGCUAAGUGUACUAUACUGUUUGCUUUACUAAUCACCUAAUUCAUUGCAGUUCAUACUUAUUGACUCAGAGUUUAAAACCACAAUCUGUAGGCUUUAAGAAUUGCUUAUAAACCUUUUUAAGUGAUAAACUCUGGAAGUGGUCUUAAGGUUAGCAAGUAAUUGUCAGUAUUAAACAUGGCAUUAUUUUACGUAGUCCUGCUGCAGGAAAGGCACUUCAGUGAAUAUGUGACUAGUAAAGCUUAAAUGUCUGGGUCUAGUCGAGUUCAUGAAAUACUGUAACUUGGGAUUGUAAAUGAAUGGAUAAAAUAGGUUAAGGCCAAGAUGUUUGAAGUGAAUGCAAUAUUAAUAGACGCAUAUAUACGCAACAUAUUAUGGUUAAUUUUAAAACUACUGUGCCUUAACGUGUUUCUUACAACGAAAUUUUUGUAGUAAAUGAACAUUUGAAAUCCAUUUUGAUAAACGUGCUGUUAAUGUUUGUUUUUUUCCCCCUUGUGAAUGUUUUCUAACUUUGUCUUGGUAAUUGCAAUUUAACUAGGUGCGGUGGCUACUAAAGUUCGAAGGCACGAUAUGCGUGUCCAUCCUUACCAAAGGAUUGUGACCGCAGACCGAGGUUAGUUUAGUUCUGCAGUUCUUGUUUAUGAGAAAUGCGUUGGGUGGCCAUACAAUUUGCAACACCACACCUGAUAGAAACCGUGUAACUGCUUACCUGCACAGCAUUUCUUUCCCUUUUCUAAAUUAAUUUAUAAUAAUCGACAGAUUUAAGGGUUGGGUUAUUUUUUUCUCCCUUCAUAUUUUAACUUAUUGAAUUCUAUUAGUAUGUACUAUGAUUUAUUCCUACUAAAACAUAAAUUAGUCUAUUUGGGGAGCUAUUAAAUUUUGUUUUUGCCUUAAUUAUUUUUCAGUAAAAAUUUUUGCUAAAAGUUACCUUUUAAUUGUUCUGAAAUUUUGGGUUGGUUUUGCAAAAUGAACUUGAGCGGAUGGUGCUUUAAUGAGAGAAGUAAAGGAAUAUAUGCCUCCUGUGUGUUUCUGGAGAAAACUGAAGAUUUAGUUUCCCAUUUUCCUUUUCAGUAAGAUGUUUGAGCCACUGUAUAAACACGAGGUUACACAUGCCAAGUACUUAGCUGAAAUCAGCAAAGUAAGGACUGUGAAGAUAACUUUGCAGUUGGAUCUUUUAUAAGUCAGAAAAUCAGUUCCCUUUUAUUCUUAUGUUUUAUUCCAAAAUGGAUCCUUUUAUUUUUGUCAUUUGCUGCUAAAAUAUAUUAUCUGAAGGUAAACUAUCUCUUGAAGUUCUGUGGUGACAUGAAUCCAGCUGUUUGAGCAUCUUUUUUUGACUAACCUGUGACUGGAAAAUAAGUCUUCAUUUUUCUCCUUUUCAACAUUUGUAAUUUGUGUCCUAUAUAUGCCCUUGGACCCUUUUAUAAAUUAUUUAUGUUUAUUGAGGAGUGACAUUUUCGGUUUAUUGACAUUGGAUUGUUUUCUGAGUUUGAAAUCACAAGAGAGGAGUCCAGAGCGAGGUAGAAGAGGACUUUCACAAGCUGCGUUUAUGGCACAUUAUUUCCUACUGAGUGUGUUGACCUAAUUACCGAGUAUCAGUGAGGAAAAGUGAUGGAUUCACACCCAGCUCUCCAUCUCUGUGAACUCGUGGAAAGCCUGCCUGCUUUGCAUGGCUGUCCUGAGCACUGAUGAUCAAUACUGGGCACAGCUGUUGUCCACAUCAGAACAAAAUACCUUUCCAAAGAUAUCGAUCAUAUUUAUUUAGCAUCCUAUAUAAUUAAAGAGCCUUGAACACUUUUAACUAAUACAUUACUUGUAGUGAUGGUUAAUGAACAAAGUAAAUAGACCCCCAAGCUCAGUGAUUGUCUGUGAAGAUGAUUCUUCUGUAAGUGUGUCAUGUACAAGUGUGUACAGGACACUUCUCGCAGCAGAACGAGUCUCUUAAUGAAGGAGGGGAUUUUUUAAAAGGACAAAAAAUCAUUUAAAGAAUCCAGAUAAUUCCAUGAGUAAUUAGAAGCUAUUUUCCUUAGUUAUUGUCUAAAAUAGUUAUGAGUAUUUUAAAGUCGUUUGUCUUCUGUUAACCUUUCCUUGUAAGCUCCUUUGAGAUUUUUCAUUAUUUUAUUUUAACAUAAUUAUUGGCCUACUUGAUACUCCAGUACCUUGAGGUAGUUGAAAAUAUUAGGAAGAUUUUAUUGUAUUUCAAAACAAGAACACAUUCCAUGUAUGGCUCUUUCAUAGUUACAUGUGUUUUGAUUAGUCUUGUCACUGUUUUUAUUCAGAAUGCAAUGUCAGCAAACCGAAAUGCUACCUUUUUUUCUCUAAAUAGCAGAGUACUCUAGAUACUGACUGCCGUCACUGUCCCUGUGCGCUCACUGAGUCUGAGGGCGUCUGGAGGCCUUUGUUUAAAUUAUUUUAUGAUACUACUGUGUUCUCUAUUUUGAGGUUUUUUUAUUUUUAAUCUUUUGAAGGAAAGAUUAAUAUAAGCAGUUGUUUAAUGCAAGGAAACUCAGCCCUUGGACCUAUAACCAUGUAGUUCUAUAUGAGCAUCUGUAUAAGAGUACAGCAUGGUUGAGAAAUACCUAGUUCUUUACUAAAAUAAAUCCACCUCUACACAUUUCAAAACUGAAUUUGAAACCUAUAAAAGACCAACUGACUUUUUAGUUGAAAUGAACCAUAAGUGAUUUUGCACGGUUGACACACCUGUGUGUACUGUAGGCGGCCAGGACUUGGCAGAGGAUGUAUUCUAGGUGUACUGGUGUACAUAGAAAUGGUAGUGUGCUUUGUCUAUGGAUUCCACAUUCAAAAACAACAUAAGAGUUUUUCUGAAUAAUGGUUUUACAAAAACCAUUAUUUACACAAUUUAUAUAAGAAAAUACAAUUUUAAUCAAAAUUUUAGUGAAUAUCAAAACUGCUUUAAAAUUCUGUAUUUCUGGAGUACCUAUGAAAUCAAAUGACUACAUCAUGUGAAAUAUUUAUUUUUUUCUUUGAUUAUGGAAUAGCCGUUUUUAUUUUAAAUAAAAUUCCACUAUUUUUAAGAAAUUCAGGGAAGAUUUGGUCACACUGAAGAUGCAGUAUUUUUGUAGUAUUUAUAAACGGUCCUAAAUGAUAGACUGUAGAAAGCACUUUUGUUAUAUGAGGGUAAACCAGUCAAUUACAUAGAUCAUUUGACUCUGUGAACAUGAGACCUACUGGGUUUUAAUUUACAAAGUGGCACAGACUCUACCUUUGCACUGAAGCAUUUUGUAUCUCCUCUGCCGUGGUCACGGUGGCAACAGUACAGAAGUUUCUGUCAAACCUCAGAAUAUAGUAGAAAUAAUUAAGCUGUUGAAUGAGUCUUAAAAAUCAUACUACUGUUAAGUGGACCAAGUUUGGUGAAGCAGAAUGUGACAGAGGUUGAUUAAGGAAGGAACAACUCAAGGACAUUGGGGACGAUAACUUUUCCACUUGAGAACUACUUUAUGUUUUACUGUAAUUUUAAAAUUUUUUUGUUCUGUUUGUUAUUUUGCAAAAGAAAAUAGUAUUUACAGUUGGCUUCUUUUAAAAUAUAUAAAGCAGGAAUGUAUAUGAAAUGUCAGAUUUUAUUGUAUUUGCAGAGAAUUAGCUUUGAAAUUGAAUAAAGAAAGCUGUUUGUAGUUUUAAAAUGCCUUAUUGGUAUCAAUUAGAAAUUUCUUCUAUUUUUUGAUGUACUUAGAGCUUUUUGAGUAUAGAAUUUUAAAUAGCAGGAUUUUACAGUGUUUACAUGCAAGUGCAUUUUAUAAGUGUUCUAUAUGUGUAAAAUAGUAUUUUCAACUGGAAAGUGUUGGCUAGUGCCGAAGGCCUGGCCUUUUCCUGGUUCCCAUGAUGUUGCCCACACUGCUAGACUACAGUUUAGUAUUGCUUUGUAUCAUGAGGCCAAGAAAAAUUCCAUGUUGUUUGUAAAUAGAACAAUUGAAAAAGCAAUAAACAUUUAUUGAACAAAAGAAACUUUGGCCCAGAGUUUAUGUUGAACCAAAUUGUUCAUAAAAAUUUAGAUUUCUUUAGAUUCAUUUCUGGUAAUCAUCAGUUAUUAAUAAUCACAUCCAUCAUUAAUAGCUGCUUUAAUGCUUGCAUCUGAGAGAAUACUAAUGCUUAGUAGCAGUCAGAUACUGAUAACUGCACUGACUGUUUCAAAGUUCUGUAGACCGGACUAUUAUUCAUUGUCUUCCAGUUUCCCUCAUUGAGCUACUAACUGUUAGCUGUUAGUUAUAUUUUAUUUCUAUUUUUUUCCUGUUAACCAGUUUUUUUGUGGGAGAGGGCUCUCCUUCAUUUGUUCAAAUCAUGAUAUGAAAUUGUCAUGAUUUUUAUUGUAUUCUGUAGAUGGUGUCAAUCAGUUUGUCAGAAUUACACAUGCUUUUUUUUAUUAGUUGUAAUUAGUUUUUCAUGUUGUCAUUAAGCCGUCACUAGCUGAGACUAAUCUCUUCUCUAUCUUUUCUUUUCUUUUUUUUUUUUGUUUUGUUUUUUGUUUCUAACCACCCAGCCGCCACCGGCAACUAACCUAUGACCUUCUGACCUCUGAACUCUUCACCCAAUGAUGACCUGACCAUGCCUGCCUGCUGAUCAGUUAACUGGUAAUCGCCUUUGCUUGCCUGUCGUCAGUGCAGCGAGCUGAGGCACUUGUCCGUUCGUCUUACCAUCUAACCAAACAAAAGACAAAGAAAUUGUCCUCCAACUCAGCUUUGUUUUUUUGUUUUUUUGUUUUUGUUUUUUCCUGUUUGGGUGAAAAUGGUUCUAGAACCUGCACUGAAUAGUUGUAAAGCAA